AUGCGGGUGGAGUUUAAAUUCGAAUACCCAUAUCCGUUCAUGACAUUUGAUGCUGCAAAGGCGGCUGCAAGGAGUUAUGAUUACAUUGUGGUUGGAGGAGGUGCAGCUGGGUGUCCCCUGGCUGCAACUCUCUCACAGCACUACUCUGUUUUGCUAUUGGAGAGGGGAGACUCUCCCUAUGGAAAUCCCGAUGUGGAGGAUUUCAGAGCCUUUUUCAAGCUUUUGGGGGGUCCCAAAAAUUAUCCAGAUGUAGCGCAGGGCUUUGUGUCAGAAGAUGGAAUGCAAUUGGUAAGGGGGAGAGUUUUGGGAGGUGGAACAGCCAUCAACGCUGGCUUCUACAGCAGGGCGAGCUCUGAAUAUAUAGGGAAAAUGAAAUGGGAUAAGAAACUUGUGAAUGAAUCGUAUGAAUGGGUGGAGAAGUUAAAUGUCUUCAAACCAGAGAAGCUUUCUACUAUUAAUUCUGCUAUCAAGGAUGGGCUUAUUGAAGCAGGAAUUCUUCCAUACAAUGGAUAUAGUUUGGAACAUUUGGAGGGCACCAAGAUCGGUGCUUCAAUUUUUGACAAGAAUGGAAAGAGACAUACAGCCGCAGAUCUUCUCCAGUAUGCAAAUCCACACAAUAUUGUAGUUCUUCUGAAUGCUACAGCCAGCAAAGUCCUUUUCAAGAAGGCAUCAGGAAAGCCUAAGGCUAUUGGAGUGAACAUAACGAGUGGUAUUGAUGGUUUGCAUAUUCAAGUAUUACUUAAUAAAUUGUCAACCAAGAAUGAGGUGAUUUUGUCAGCAGGAACUCUAGGCAGCACUCAACUUCUACUAUUAAGUGGAAUUGGUCCAGUACAACAACUUAAAAAGUUGAAUAUACCUAUUGUUUUAGAUUUACCCUCAAUAGGAAAAAAUGUUCAAGAUAAUCCUAUUGUAAAUUUCAUAAUAGAAUCAUCCAAACCACUUGAAUUUGCUACUACACAAGUAGUAGGCAUUCUAGAUGAUUCAAAUCUCUACAUUGAGCCUCUUAGCUUUCCCCAGCAAAAUAAUGCUACAAACACACAAUAUUUAGGUUUUGUUGCAGAUAAUGGACAUUCAAAAAUACUUCGAUUCUUGGGGACCGCAUUGCCAAAGAAUAUAUCAAAUGAUGAUUCCUUGGCCAAGUUCUGCAAAGAUACACUAAGUACAAUUUUCCAUUACCAUGGGGGUUGUCAGGUUGAUUUGGUUGUUGACAAAAGAUAUCAAGUCAAAGGUGUUGAUAAUCUAAGAGUUGUGGAUGGCUCAAUCUAUAAGGAUUCUCCUGGCACUAAUCCACAAGCCACUACCAUGAUGCUUGGAAGGUAUAUGGGAGUUAAUAUCAUUCAAGGACGCAUGAAGACCUAA
Molecule: messenger RNA, 1359 nt
Organism: Cryptomeria japonica (Japanese cedar)
Lineage: Eukaryota; Viridiplantae; Streptophyta; Pinopsida; Cupressales; Cupressaceae
Product: protein HOTHEAD-like
Exons: 5
Coding region: 1-1359 (452 amino acids)
Molecular function (GO): oxidoreductase activity, acting on CH-OH group of donors; flavin adenine dinucleotide binding
Source: RefSeq, a predicted model, not a curated record